Molecule: messenger RNA, 653 nt
Organism: Lactuca sativa (garden lettuce)
Lineage: Eukaryota; Viridiplantae; Streptophyta; Magnoliopsida; Asterales; Asteraceae
Product: ribulose bisphosphate carboxylase small subunit, chloroplastic
Source: RefSeq, a predicted model, not a curated record
UUUGUAAAAUAAUCUUUAAAAUGUCUGUAGCAUCCUUAACACCUCAAAUUACUGGAACCAUUUACAUGGGUUUGAAUUUGAACCCAAAUGGAUCAAAGCUUUUCCAGACAACAAAUUCGGUUCCAUGGAUCAAGAAAACAGUUUCAAAUGGUUCUAGGAUUCAUUGCAUGAAGGUUUGGAAUCCAAUCGAUAACAAGAAGUUUGAAACUCUUUCGUAUCUUCCACCUCUUACAGAUGACUCCAUUGCAAAGGAGAUUGAUUACAUGAUGAAGAAGGGAUGGAUACCCUGUCUUGAGUUUGAUUCGGUGGGAUAUGUAUUUCGAGAGAACAGCCGAAUUCCAAAUUACUAUGAUGGGAGAUAUUGGACAAUGUGGAAGCUGCCCAUGUUUGGUUGCAUAGAUGCAUCACAAGUUUUGAUAGAAAUACAAGAAUGCAAGAAAGCGUACCCAAAUGCAUAUAUAAGGUGUUUGGCCUUUGAUAAUGUGAAGCAAGCUCAAUGUAUGUCUUUUGUUAUUCAAAAACCUUCUGCCCCAUGAAAAUGUCUUUGAUGUGGUUUUGUUUUUAUCUUUUUGGGAAUUGUUGGUCAAAGAUUCUCUAAAGUUUGUUGGGUGUUUAUUUUAUGAUGGUUUGAAAUAAGUUAAUUGAGUUGUUUG